This is a messenger RNA of Porites lobata, 1217 nucleotides long. NCBI's taxonomy places the organism in Eukaryota, Metazoa, Cnidaria, Anthozoa, Scleractinia, Poritidae. The record is from the annotation of a GenBank genome assembly.
AUGGAGUGUUUCCAAACAAGUAGAAGCUCCACAUCUUCUGUUUUCGAAAAUAACAAGUUGAUUUAUAUUCACUGCGUCUCCAAGGAGAAUUUCAGCGUAACGUUGAAAGGCUUUACAUGUAUUUCGCUGAUCUGUCGUGAUAUUCAUGUCAGUUUUCUGGAUUCGAUGGACGAACGAAGAAGAGCUCUCGUCCCUGUGACUGUUGAGAAUUCUACAGUAGACGAUUUAUUUGCUGGAGUAAGAAGUCCUGUGUUAAUUCGAAUCAAUUCUUCUUGUGAUAUCACGGUAAGUUGUUAUAUGUGUCAUUAAACUUUUUCUCGAUGAUUCGAAUUGGUUCUGUACUCGCUCGAUCUGCAGCAAGAAAUGUCACACAUGACAUGUUGAUGGAGGCGAAGGAAAUGUGUGAUAUUCUUAAAUAAAACCACAAUUGCCCUCUUAUUUAAUUCAUUUUUUGUUUCUUUUAGUGUCUUGACUCAGACAAUCUUCAAGGAGAUGGCCUGGACAGAGUUCUGAUUUGGUCUUUGGAGUUAAUACCUGCUCCAGCCGCACAGUACGUGAGACCCAGCAUUGUUAACGAUUCCCCGCUCAACGAAUAUUUCCCACCAGUUGAACUUGACGAAUGCCCUUGUAACUGUUCGAGUUUGACGGUAUUCUGUUUGGUGGCAAUGGUUGCUGAAACCUCUGAAUGUUUGGCAUCUGCUGCAACCGAAGAUGACAGUCCAGUAAUGAGCGAAAAUGAGUGUUCCCCUCAAGAUGAUGACAGUGAGAAUUCUGACGAAAACACCGACUCUGAUCCAGAGGAAGUGGAGUAUUUCUCAGAAACGUUUUCAGUGAAAGGGUCAUUCUGGGCGACUAGAUAUCAGGAUGCCCUGAAAAAAGCUGUGGACCUAAAAGCCAAUGGAGUUAAUGUCCCUGUUAGGGCGUCCUUUGAAUCAAGCAAUUUGAAAGACAAAAAUGCAAUAACAUUUGAAGUGUUUGACAGUACAGUUUGGCUGGUCAUUGGAUAUUGUGGGGUUGAAAAAAUUCCCAAGCUUACAAAAGCAAUAAAAAAGGACGAAAUUAUAUCUUUCAAACUUUGUUAUAUAAAGAGGCAGUGGAUUCCUAAGAUCAGUGAAUUUAGGUUUUAUGCUGGCGUGACUAUUAUCAAGAAAGAUAGGUGGGACAAAAAUGACAACAACAAUCAGUAUAACAGUAACUUGUCGUUUCUAUUUGAAUGA